AUGUCAAAUUUUAGUUCCGCUUAUAAUGUAACGCCCGCUCUUGUUCGUCCAACUGUUUACAUUCCAAUGGCAACUGAACAGCAUGCCUUUCAUUUACCAUUACGAGAUUCUCGUUCACCAGUUCGUAUCGCAUCCCCAUUCUCCUUUUCUACUUUAUCCGAUCACAACAGACAUGACUUUUUCGAUUCAUCGGUGGAUUAUCUUACACCGAGAUCGGAAUCUUCAAGUCCAUUACCCGAUUCGCACCGACCUCAUUCGACUGUUGUCAUUCAUCAUCAUCCAGUCAGCAAUUAUCAUAAACAAUUCGAAGAUGACAAUGAAAUUACAUCUAAUACUGCUUUAAUGAAACUAAGGCAAAGUAAUAAUCAAUUAUCGGACACAUUAGCAAUGUUAGAUGAUUUAUCAGCAAGAGAAAAGAAUCAUCAUCCUCCUCCUCCUCAUCAUCAUCAUCAAAAUUAUAUUCCUUCUACAUCAUUCAAUGUUCAGUCUCCCGAUUAUUCUAACUAUCCACUUAGUAAACAUCAUACAGACGGAGGUUAUUCAAGUGAGAAUGAUACAAACGACCAACCGAAAAGACAUAAUGCCAAAGUAACUUAUAAUAUUCGAGGAAGAAGACGGGAGCCGUUAUCGAAAUAUGAACAGCUGAUGAUUUCAACUUCUGAUGCAUAUUCAAGUGACGAUCCUGUAACUUAUGAUAUUUAUCCAUCUGGAAGAGGAUUUGUUGAGAUGAGUAAUAAACCAAACAACAGAAACCCGUGGUUAGUAGACGGAAUACAAUUACCAUUAAACCAGUCUAAUACAGAUGUAAGUCCGCCUCGUAAGUCCCAUAGACGGCAUUCAAUGACAAAGUACAAGCCAAAAUCUCCGGAUGGACCAAACUAUAAUGAUAAACCGAUUGGCUCAAGUAUAAAAUUUCCAAAAAGCAGAGAGCAGCCAAAUUAUCGAUCAUCUUUUGUGCAGCCCCCAUAUAUUACGAGUCAAAUAAGGCCUGAUAGUGCUCCAUCUUAUGUGAGUGAUCCACCUCGAAGUCUUUCUUCAUCUAUUGGUGGACCAAUAUGGAAACCAAGCGGAAAACCAAAACAACAAAAAUUUAUGGGCUCCAUUGAUAAUCGAACUAUUUUAGAUCGACCUCCACCAGCACCGGGGAUUUGGAGACCUGGUGGCAAACCACGUCAACAAAAAACAAUAAAAGCAUUUGAUCCGCGAUCAGCUCAAGUUAUCCGAGAACACGAGCCUACUUGGAAUCCAACAUCAAAAAUUAUCACUAAUAAACCAGUUAAAUAUUUUGAUCCGCGAUCAGAUCAAAUUAUUCGAGAACACGAGCCUACCUGGAAUCCAACAUCAAAAACUGUCACUAAUAAACCGGUUAAAUAUUUUGAUCCUCGAUCAAAACCGCGAUCUGUAAAAACCUAUCCAACAACGAUGACAAAAUUUACCGGUGGAAGUCAAUCAGAACUUGUUCAGCCACAAUAUAUUUCGAGUACAAAUAAAAAUGUACCAAAACCAAAAGUGCAAGGAAUGGAUCCAAAAUUGAAAAAACGAAUAUCUUCAGCUGAAAGCAAAGUAAAAUCAGCAUGGGAACCAUCUGCCACACAGACUGGAGUAGUCAAACCACUAGGAGAACGAAAAAAAAUUCCAGAAAGUGAAGAUGGUUCUUCACCAUCAAAAAUACAACCACGCAUCAAACGGCAACCCCCAAGUGUAACAGCAAAGAAAACAAAACCAUUAGAUGUUGAUAUCGGCGAUGAAAAACGUUUGCCAAAACCAACGAUGGUAAAUACAAGAAAUAAACUUAUCGAUACUACGAAUAAGCCAACUAAAGACACAAGAGAACGAACGAAUACGGGAUGGAGUUCGAUUAAUGAUGACCCAAAAGCUUUGACGAAGCCAAUAUUUCAAUCAACACCAAUAAAUCAAAGUCUUGUUGAUCAAGAUUUGUCAGAUCACGAACAAGAUCUUUUGGAUAAUGAUACUCAAACGCCGAAAAGAAACGACGUUAAUGUGAUACCUCAUUCUUCUAUAAAACAAAAGCAAAAAACGAAUCAACCAGAGACUCCAACGGAUGUGAAGGUCGAACAGAUAUUACCAUCUGUUCCGGAGUCCCAUGAGGACACUAAAGAUACAAUAAAAGAUGGUGUUCUCAUACAUGGUAGCGAUCAUUCUGAUCGAGAGAAAACAGAGAAGCCAAUUGUUAUUGAGAAAAAAAUCGAACGAAAAGAUGCUGUGCCCACACCUCCAGAAAGAACACUGACGCCCACAUCAGAACCGGAAGAAGUAAAAGAAGAUGAACUUGUAGAAAAUAAUGAUACAAGUGAAAGAAAUUCAAAAGUCGAUCCACAAGAGAGUCCCAUGAGACGAAAAGAUUUCUUACCCAAAACAUCCGAACAAACAAUUACACCAUCUGAUAAUAAAUCAAUCGUGAAGGAUGACGUAUUGAUUCAUGGAGACAAUGAUAUUGAACCUAGUUCUCCAGACAAAAAUCUUGAUCAAAGUGAUUACGGAAGCAACGCUCGGAUUCACGAAUGGCUCAACGAUCAAUCCAAAGCGCCAAUAACUGAUAAAAAACCGACUGACAGACAAUUAGACAAUAACUCACCGAAUCAAUCGGUUGACGAUGAAACACCUGAACUCACUCCGCACGCAGACGAUAUCUAUAGACCUCCAUUUGGACCUAAAACAUCGACAGCUCGAGAUCAAAUAAACGACAAAGAACAUGAACCACAAUCAGCAUCUACCAAAGCAAAUCAAGUUAAACCAGCAACUCAAGACAAUGUAGACGAUGGUGUAGAUGAUUUUUUUUCUUGA
Didymodactylos carnosus is the source of this 2805-nucleotide messenger RNA. The record is from the annotation of a GenBank genome assembly. NCBI's taxonomy places the organism in Eukaryota, Metazoa, Rotifera, Eurotatoria, Philodinida, Philodinidae.